AUAUGGGAGCAGGAAGGAAGUGAAAAAAGAGGAUUAGUAACAUUGUGAAGCGUAAUAUAUUUAUUUUAGGAGGUGGUCCCCUGGGGUAUUUCUGAAAUCAAAACUUCAGUGUAGUACACACUACCAACUGUUGUUGCUAUAAUACAGAUUUUAUUUCAGGCAUGACUGCUCCAGUCUCCAGGGACUUAGGUCGAGCUCUGUGUAUCAUUACCGGCGCUUCAAAAGGUUUUGGUCGGACUCUUGCUAUACAAGUAUACAGUUUGCUCAAACCAAAUUCCGUACUUCUCUUGGUAGCCCGAUCCAGGGAUAAGCUGAAUGAGCUUCGGGCAGAUCUUGCGAGCUCGGAAACAGAUCGGGCUGGGCUGGCCAUACGUUGUGUGGUAGCUGAUUUAAGAGAGAAAGAAGGGAUUGAGGAAACGGUGAGGGCAGCCAGAGAGACGCCUUCUGCAGAUAUAGAGCAUCUAUUACUGAUCAACAAUGCGGCUUCUCUGGGUGAUGUGUCCCGGCUGGCCACUAGCUUCACAGACCCUAGGGAAGUGGACUCCUACUUCUCUUUAAAUGUGAGCUCUGCCCUCAGCCUGACUGCGGGGCUGCUGGGGGCUUUCCCACAGCGGCCCGGGCUGCGGCGCUGCGUGGUCAAUGUCAGCUCGCUGUGUGCCCUGCAGCCUUUCCCCUCCUGGGUCCUGUACUGCACUGGCAAGGCAGCCCGCAACAUGAUGUUCCAGGUGCUAGCCAAGGAAGAGCCGGACCUUCGUGUGCUCAGCUACGCCCCAGGUCCUCUCGACACAGAGAUGCAGGUACAGGCUCGAUCCACUACACGAGACCCAGAGCUGAGGAAGACGCUGAGUGCCCUGCAUGCUGAAGGCAAGCUGCUGACCUGCGGAGAGUCUGUGGCCAAGCUGGUGAAGCUGCUGCUGGAGGAUGGGUACCAGUCUGGUGCCCACAUUGAUUUUUAUGACCUGUAGGACGAUAGAAGGGCACAGCGUACAGACUGAGGGGACGGCCUACAUGACCCUCACAUGUCCUUUCAGCGUUUUCUCGUUAACAUGGUUAUUUUCUUUGAAAGGUAUUGGAUACAGUCGUUUAUUGACCAGGUAAUAGUUACUACCGAGUUUUUUCUGUGUCACAGUUUACACUCUUUCGUGACCAAAUUGGUUUAAGCAACAGAUUUUUUUGUGAUUUCAAUUGUUACUUACAACUUGUUACUUACAACUUGUUACUUACAACUUGUUACUUACAACUUGUUACUUACAGGAUGCCAUCUACCAGAUAGAUAAUAAACAUCCUAUUAAGGUCAUAAUUCCAAUAACAGGGUAUCAUUUUAGUACAGAAAUAUGUUACUAGCUGAUAUGUGAAACAAUUAAAAAAAUGAAUGGGUAGCUGUAAACCCUGCAUAAAACAAUACAAUGAUACUUUAAAAGGCUUGUUUUUAUUUAAAUUUAUGAAACAUGCAAUGUAGCUAAAGUGCAUACAGAACUAUGUAACAUGUUAUCUAUUACGACUGUGACUCGCCACAGCAGAACGACAUAAUGCUUUACAGAAAUACAAGCGCUCUGAACAUUUCACGCCUUAAACUUGCACAAUGGAGUCUCAUGAUGAUGGGGUCACAUCAACCUAUGUAGUUAACUUUGUUUCUUUUCCAAAUGCUGAUUGAAACAGGAAAUUGCACCAGCUAUCUGUUAUCGAUGCUUUUGCGAUUUAUGCUGUCUUUUUAAACCUGAUGUCUUGCACAAAAAACUCCUUAUAGUUUAUGUAUGUACAUGGGAUAAUUGCUGACUUGGCAGACGUGAUGAAGGGCAGGAGUGGGUGCUGCAGAAAGUUCAUUGAAGAUAAUAUAAGAAUUUGGGGGGGGACUAAAGCUGCAUAAUGGUUGCAGACAUACGCUGUGAACUCAAAAGGACCCUAGAGGACUUUUUGAGUCACAAGUGUUCAAAUCAAGACCCGAAAUAUGUGGACUUUAGAUGGUACUCAAGACCCACAACUCUAACUACAAUACAGACAGCAUUCCUCCAGAACUUCCUGUCUUCUGUCCAGUCUUCCCAUAUUGAUUGUUGUGAUGAUUGAAUCCAUCUAUCUUGUUACUCUUUGUGCUUAAUGUGAAAGUUCAGGCUUGAUUUUAUCAAAAUGCAACGUUUUUUUCCUGCAUUUUUUCCACAAUGCUGUCUUUGCAGUGGGCUCAGUGUUGCUAGUCUUGGAACGUUAGACUGCAUGCUCCCGAAUGCUCUGUCUCAUGUCACUGUUUAAGUUUUCGUUUUAUAAUCUGUUUGUUUGGUUUUUGUCUUUUAGUACAGUGUCCUGGUUUUUGUUUCCCCACCAUCUGCAAAGUUGUCCAGCACGUUUCUUUCCAGAACCUUCUGUCCAGCCCUUAAGUCACAGUGCUCUCCUGUGGUGUCCUGAAAUAAAAAUGUGUCCAAAUAUGUCAAAUAAGACCAAAUAUCUGAUGUGGUGUGCUUAUGGUUUACGGUACUGUCUCAAGUCUGGGACUUCAUAGUUUUGUUAAAGACAACAUGGGUGUAGAAUCCAUGUGUACAGGGCUGGGCAAUAUGGCAAAAUAUUUUAUCACAAUUUUAAAAAUAUCGGUUGAUAUUGAUAAUUAUCACAAUAUAAUUCAUCACAUAAUUUAUAGGUUUUUUUUUCUUAAAAUUCACCUAGGAUUCCCCUUAAACAGAUUCAGAACAUGAAAAAGAUGACAAAUUGAAUGGACUGCAAACUUUCACAGUAUGUCCAGUUUACACAAGUUUUCAGUAGAGUUUACAGUACACCAGCCUUUAAAUUGCCAAAUUACACCACCAAUGUCUUUCUACCUCGGUUAUUCUCAGUUUUGCCUUUUUGACAGAUGUGAUUGCUGAGGUGUCACUUUCUUUAAGGACUCUCAUACAGAACUUUCCUCUGAGGAAGUGCUUUUCCAUGACUCACUUAUACUAGUAUUACCAGAACAGUGCUGUGCCAACUCAAAACAGCCUUUCUGUGUGUUUAGAGGUCGUUUGUUCUUGAAACACAAAACCAAAUGAUGGGUUGGAAUUGCAUUUGUUUCUGUGAUGUGAUGUGUGUUAUCAAGUGAUGUUCAUUAUCUACAGUUUUUCUAAUUUUUCUUUUUUUAAUUGUUUAAAUUUUAUCUGACAAUAAAUCAAUGCAUCGUUUUAUCCCCAAACCCAAA
This is a messenger RNA of Paramormyrops kingsleyae, 3157 nucleotides long. It is a transcript of the gene spra, whose product is annotated as sepiapterin reductase a. NCBI's taxonomy places the organism in Eukaryota, Metazoa, Chordata, Actinopteri, Osteoglossiformes, Mormyridae. Gene Ontology annotation, biological process: tetrahydrobiopterin biosynthetic process. The record is from RefSeq and is a predicted model, not a curated record. Gene Ontology annotation, molecular function: sepiapterin reductase (NADP+) activity.